GUCAGGAUUCCGUUGCAUCAUGUGAGUCAGGAAUGCACAAGUAACUUACGAUACCUCGGUCGCAUGGCAAACACAGGUGGAUAUAGCCGGCUGGAAGCCAAGCUCAGAGCAAUGAGAGAUCAGUGCGCUCAUCUCCGUCACUAUCAGGAACAGCUUUUUGAGGACGUCUCUCAUGCGGUGGCCACUGCUACACGUAAGGAUCGCCAAAAAGUUUUUGAAGUCCUUAGUGACUACGCUUCUAUGAUGGAUGAGAGCGAUUGCAACGUGGUGCCAUCGCAUAACAGCAUCAACCAACUCGAAAAAGAAGUUAAUGCAUUUGAAGACAGCAAAGGUGCGUUCAAAUCCCUAGCAGAUUACGUUGAAUCUGAUCUUUUCUGGAUUAUCAUCUUGCAUGUUUUGAGCUUAUGUCUUCUCGUCGUAGGACUUCUGAUGGGUAUCUGCACACACGACAGAAACAUUGAACCACAUGAGCGGAGUGGCUUAUCCCACCUUAUCGGCUGCGAGCUCACCUUAACAGCCUACGCUUUUACCCUCUUCGUUAUAGUAGGCAUAAUGAAGUCGAUGUUCAUGACUAUAGAAAGCACUUUGGGGUAUACCUACUUCUGCGAGCCCUACCUCAGUAAAAACUAUGUCAUCUUGGAUGAUGCCUUGGAAAGGUUGUGGCCAGCUAGCAACCGUAGUCAUUUGUUGUCCCGAAUCAUGCCUUCUGAAGUCAUGGAAAACUGCCAAAAUGAAUCAAUUUCCGUUCUCGACUUGGGUCCGAAACCAAGCCAUGGAAGAACUUCUCACCGACGAGGUGUGUUUCUCCCACGGUUAAACUUGAAGAUAGUAUUGCAAGAAUUGUCUUCCCAGCCUGAGCAUGAGAGAGCUAAAGAUUCAUUUUCGCACACUGCAGACGUAUUCAUCAACGCUAUACCGUCUUUUCAGAACGCUUUGUCAGUUGAAGCAAAAUUCCUCAACGGGAAUCGAGCGAACGCCACGAUUUUCCUGAACAAGAGGUCUGAUUUUCGGAAUAAAGACAGUGACCCAAUGAUAAACAAGACUGUUAUCAAGAAAGUCCUGCUCCCUAUGAUUCCUUCGUACUACAACCGUUUUGUAACUGACCUUGUGAACAUUGCUAUGCAACCGACGGGAAACACAGUAGCCGGGCGCUGCUCUCUCCUACGUGCUCUCCUUAAGUCUUUCAUGGACGUCGUCUGCUACACCUACGUCCUCGAAUUUGUUGGCUACUGGGCAUCACUACUUCUGGCAGUCUUCCUCGCCAUGCUGGUCAUUCCGUUCUGCUUUAUGUUGGCCAAGUAUUUUUUCUGCACUCAGCGACUCAUCCAUGUACUCCGAAGACCGAGAAAGUCUAGAAAGGGAAUGGCUGCGCACUCUCUGUCUGAAUCACUAGAACGUGAGCAGACCCCCGAGCAAUACGGUCAGGUGCACCCGCUCACCAGGCUUCUGCAGAUGUACGCAGGCAGUGAGUUGCCACCUGGCACAUCGCGCAGGAUCGUUGCCAUGUCAACAAAGAACACGUCGAUCUUGCCCACUUUGGGGCCACCUAUCCAUCAGAUGGCCUCCUUCUCGUCCCGGGUGACACAAACACCAAAGCGCCUCCAUGCUGUACACUCUUCUACAAGCAUCAUCGCCACUGGAGGUGGUGUGCCCGUGGUAGCCGGAAUUCCUGUCGCGAGCGUAGGCGCGGUUGUGGCUGCGCAGCCGGCGGCGCCCUCAAUGAUUCACGGUCACUCAGUCGCGGCACCUGUAGGCCACGUGGCUUCCUCCUCGGUGCACCGGACAAACUCGCUUACGCUUGUCCAGCCACACUACCACAGUCGUCUUUGCACGAACGUGGCGUCGUCGUCUCAUCAGUCUCUGGUACCACCGGUCCAGGCACCGCUGAUGUACGGGGCUCCAGUUCCUAUGGCCUUGCCUCAGUCGCAACCUUCCUUUGCGGUGAAACCGAUGCCUGCGGUCUGCGUUCCGGUACAAGCGAGCGUUCCCGUCCAAACGGCCAUACCUGUUCAGGCAAGCGUGCCCUCCACCAGGCUGUUGACGCGCACUACAGCCGUAUCAAGCGGUAGUCAGCUGAACUUGGUUGCGCCGCCAGCUGCCAGCAUGAUGGCAGUUGCCCGGCCGUCGACCGUGGUCUACCGCCAGGCCUACCCGGCUACUUAUGCUUUACCGUCGCGGGUCUCGGUGGCGCCAUCGCUGGCGUUGGCACCCGUGUACGCGCCACGCCGCCGAACCGUGUCUGUGCACAGCGUUUCCUCGUCCAGUAGCAGCGGUAGCCUCCGGGCAGUGCGGGGACCCGGAAGGACCGUCGCGUUCGCCAGACCCCGGAGGACGCUCUCCGCGCACUCGAUGACGACCCACACGCACCGUCGCCUGUAGCACAGUUGGGCCUCUACACUGUCAGCAGUGGUGUUCGCCGGACGCAGCCGCUGUCGUGCGUGCGUGCCGGCGGCCUUACGCCGUCGUUCCCCAUCAAACCAGCGGUAAUCAAAGGAGCCAUUCCUGGAACGGACCUUGCGUCAUAAGAAGUGGUGCCGCCACGUGUUGCCUGCGCUGUGACGCAGUCGCGGUGGCCAGCAUUGUUGCCACUGUCGCUUUUCAGACAGUUGUCCCUCUUCUAGGUCGGAGCUAAGGUCACCGUGCGGCAAUAAA
Molecule: messenger RNA, 2652 nt
Organism: Dermacentor andersoni
Lineage: Eukaryota; Metazoa; Arthropoda; Arachnida; Ixodida; Ixodidae
Cellular component (GO): membrane
Source: RefSeq, a predicted model, not a curated record